This is a messenger RNA of Xiphophorus hellerii (green swordtail), 2005 nucleotides long. RefSeq names its product vesicle transport through interaction with t-SNAREs 1A (gene vti1a). Gene Ontology annotation, cellular component: late endosome membrane; endoplasmic reticulum membrane; SNARE complex. The record is from RefSeq and is a predicted model, not a curated record. NCBI's taxonomy places the organism in Eukaryota, Metazoa, Chordata, Actinopteri, Cyprinodontiformes, Poeciliidae. Gene Ontology annotation, biological process: intracellular protein transport; intra-Golgi vesicle-mediated transport; retrograde transport, endosome to Golgi. Bases 71 to 745 code for a protein of 224 amino acids. Gene Ontology annotation, molecular function: SNAP receptor activity; SNARE binding. The transcript has 9 exons.
CUUGUUGUUAUUAUCCGAUGCUAACUGCCGACCAGACAGCUUCUUCUGUGUUUAAACUUAUUAUUCGAAGAUGUCUUCAGACUUUGAGACCUACGAGCAGGAUUUUGGGACUAUCACCGCAGAAGUAACGAACAAAAUUGGCAAAAUUCCUAAACUAAGUGGAGAGGAGAAGACACAGCUGGUUCUAAAUGUCGACAAACAGCUUGAAGAAGUCAGAGAGUUGCUUGAGCAGAUGGACCUGGAGGUGCGGGAGAUCCCCAUCCAGAGCCGCGCCAUGUACAACAGCAGACUGAAGAGCUACAAGCAGGAGGUGGAGAAGCUCGAGAAAGACUUCAAAAGGUCACGUAUUGCCUACAGUGAUGAGGUGCGCAACGAGCUCCUGGGGGAUGACGCCAUCUCCUCGGAGAGCCAGUUGAUAAAGUUACGUGAAGAGAGAGCGCAUCUGUUGGACAACACAGAAAGGCUGGAAAGGUCAUCUCGGAGACUGGAGGCCGGCUAUCAGAUUGCAGUGGAAACUGAACAAGUGGGGCAGGAGAUUCUUGCCAACCUUCACACUGAUCGUGAGAAGAUUCAGAGAGCCAGAGAAAGGUUGAGAGAAACGGACGCCAACCUGGGGAAGAGUUCUCGCAUCCUGACCGGCAUGCUGAGAAGGAUCAUCCAGAAUCGCAUCCUGGUCUUCGUCCUCGGAGGCAUCAUCCUUCUCACCAUCAUCUUGGCCAUCUAUUUAAAUCUGCGAAGUCACUGAUCUCUACUGUGUACCCAUACAAAAACACUCCACCCCCCCAACGCCUCUCAACGCAAAUAUAAACACACACACGUACGCGUGAUUAAUAGCGACAACAGCGUUGUUCUGCUGUAAUUAGGACAAAUGGUACCCAUGAAUCAUACUUUCCUAAGCCUGACAGGGAGCUUUUUUCCAUUUGACUUUCCUUUUUUCCUUCUGGUUUUGUUCCUUUUCUCCACUUUUCACGUCCCUUGCUUUUUCCUUUCUCUUUUCUUUUGUACUCGGGCCUUUUUUUCUUUGCUUGUUUUACCAUCUCUUGAGACAACAGUGGUGUGAAAUGUGUUUUUUUUCUGAUUGGUAAAACUUUUCAUGUCAUCCUCGAUGUAGAUUUACAGCUCAUCUUGUCUUGGAACUUGGAAGAAAAUACAACUGUGUGCAUUUUGCAUAAGUGUUUGGACACAGUUCUGCACAUGCAUGCAUGCAUGCUUGCAACAGUCACAGUCAUAAACUACAGCCCCUCUGACUAUUGUUCACCUCAAACUAUUCUAUGUGGACAUGUGUAACUGCAGUAUGUCAGAGCUUUGGUAACUUAAUGAGUCAGCCAUUUUUAUGAUGCAGAGAAGCGCUUACAGAUAACUCCUGCAUUAAAUCGCCCCGCGCAGCCAAAAAUAUUAUUUUCAGGGCAGAAUUUAGUUCAUACUACUAAAAAAAACAUAUAGUUUGGCUUAUUGAAAGAAUGCUGCUUCAGUUCAAGAACAAAUGUGUGACUGUUUUAAGAGAGACUAAGAUUUUUAACCUGAAAGUGAGCCCACUCUUAAAAAAUCCUUAAAAGUUUCCAUAUUUGGUACAUUUUUCUCCCAAUACACACAUCAUAAAUCAAAACUCUUUUCAACUUUCUUUGUGAGAACAUAUAGCUUAUAUAUGUAUGUACUAACAUUUAAAUGUAUGUCAUGUAUAGUGUUUUUGCUUUCAUCGCAAGUGAUUCUGUUACUAUUUAUUUAAGAAUGCAGAGGUUUCAAUUUAAAUAUCUGUGAUAUAGCUGUAUGAUUUAUUUUUGUUUAACGAUUUUUUUUUGUCUGAAUUAACAUGAAUUGUAUUGCAGGACCAAAAGAAACUGUGUUGGUUUUUAGUUGCUUUCGAGGUUCUUAUUUUUUCUCUGUAAACAGAUCUUACCUGUUUUACAACCUGUAAUGUUUGUUGUCUGUAUUUCAGGAUUGUCACAAUACAUGUUUCUGUUUAUCAGUAUCCAAACCGAUGAAAUAAUAUGGUUGCAGGUUUGUC